AUGUCUAAGUGUUAUUUACCCACAAGAUUUGUUGAUCCUGCCAACAAGAGCUUGAAAUUUAAAUUUAAAGUUGUCAGUUGUACAGUUCGUCGAAGAAGGCCCCGAAUAGUUGACAAAUCGCCGGCGAUCAGAAAAGUUGAAUUAACAAAGCAAAUGGAAACUAUCCUCCAGAGAAUCUCGACUCAUGAGAUGGCAGGAUGCUCAGACAAGAAGCCGAUAGUUCGUUUAGUUAAGCAGCAAAGUCCUGAGAGACGAUGUUCCAAUCGAACUACUGACAAGAUAAAAGCCGACACUAAACCAAAGAGAAUCACUGCUUUGAGUGGGAGACCCUCGCACCAUCGCAGGUUAGAAGUGAAGCAAGAGGACUGUACACGUGGACGAAAUCUAAACCCUGGAAAAACUCUACCGGCUCCUGCAGUUCGUAAACCAAGGAAUGCGGUUAGAGAGAGACGCGUUGGUCAGUGCUCCGCAAAGAGGUAAAGCUCAGCCAUUGAACAAAGACCCAUCGGGUUGUUGUUAUUAUUAUUAUUAUUAUUAUUACUUUAUUAGCAUUAUUAUUUUGUUUCGUCCUGACCUAUUAACGUUCUGAUUUGUUAAAACUUGAAGAACUUUGCUGGUUCACUAAAUAAAAUAUUCGUAAUUGGCCCUUUUUUGCUACCGAGGAGAGAGAGAGGGAGAGAGAUUCCUUUUUACGGAUACUUUCCGUAGUAACUAUAACUUUUUUCCAGGCAGAUUUUCAUCUUCUAUCCAGGUCAAAGCUGUUUUUAUUCCUUGAAUUAAGGGGUAGGGAGAGAUCCGCCCUCGUAAUUACUUUCCUCCCGAUUUUGGUCUAAAAAUAACCGCCGUAGGGGGCAAGGCGGGGAAUCCCCCGGGCCAUUCUCUAUAUCGGGCAAUGAACUCGUGUAUCAAGUGGUAAGUUUGUUAGUUGACCGCUUAUAUUACUUGGAAAAUUUCUGCACGAUUUAAAUUUUGUACGAAAAUAGGGUCAGAAAGUAAAACUGACGGUCUGUUAGUAUGGUACCCAUACUUCUGCAUUUUUCGUACACAGAAACCGGACUCCAGAAUUACCUCAGACCUGUCCAAAGCAAAAAAGUCCCGAAAGACCACGUCGUCCUCCAAUUUUUUACCAAAAACCUGCAGUGAUAAAAGAUACAGGAGCAGCAGCUGCUUCGAGCACACAACCUCCAGGUUGGCCGAGGUUUCAAGUCCCGAAAGAAUAUAUUCAUGCAAGAGAGGGUGUUGGAAAUCGAAUCCCUGAGAAAGAGGCGGAACCGGUUUCACCUCCAGCUUCUAAACCACGCCAUCAGGCUACGAAGAGACAUGUUCCCCAGUAUUCCCCUAAGAGGUAAGGAUAUGAAAUCAGUCCGGUUGGCUUUCUAAAAGGGUAAACUGAGAACAGGCUCCUUGGUGGAGAAAAAAGGCGAAAAUUAUUUGAAACUGGGUGCAAAUCGAGAACUUGUGUGAAUGAAACGCUAUAGAAAUUGCAAUGGAACACCCUUGAAGAAAGACAAAAGAAGAAUAGACCAACCAUGUUCUAUAAAAUCUAAAAUGACCAAACUGGGAUAGGCAUUGGGAAAUAUCUGAAGCCAUUGGGUCGAGUUAGCCGUUAUGUUAAUAACCAAACUUACGAGGAUACUCCUAUUUUUAUAGAACAAUAAGAGAGCGAAACAAUUUAGCUCUUCUUUGAUAGCAUUUACAAACUGCCUUUCAUUUGAUUUAUAAUGUUGUUUAAAUAUUUAUUUUUUAUUUAUUUAUUGAGCGCUGGCCAAUUUGCAAGAAUCGUCAAUUUGAUGGAGGCAAUUUUGGCAGAUAGAUAGACUGGGGAGGGGGAAAGGGCGGCGGCCGGUCCUCUCCUUCCUCAAUCCCUGCUCGGUUCGCCUUUUUAUUCCCCGUUAUUCGUCCUUUUACCCCAGAAAAGAGCCAGGUCCUAGGCUACUAAAAAACAGAGAGAUUCUUGAAUAAUAUUUUUACCCUACAAUACAUUUUCCAUCUCCCUCCGUAAAUAAUGACCCGUCUUGCUAAUACUGAGUAAGCAGAAAUGGUUAUGGUCCGACUGGUAAGUUUACCACGACGUUCCCUUCACAGUUUCGCAGCCAUUAGUUAUGUAAAGACUUUUUAGAAUAACGGGCAGUUUCUUUCUUGUAUUUUGUGUUUUUAGGCCUUUGGAUCUGACCAACCUACACACAAUGCAAGUCCCUAACGAAUCUGCAUUUUCAAAAUUUUUUAACGAGAAGGUCUCUUUAUCUCAAGCUGAUAUAGAGCGGAAUUCGAAAAUUGUAAACAGAUUCAUUCCGGAGAUCUUAGAUGCGGUACGCGAGACAGACGCCCGCAAGAGACACCCUGAAAGAGAAAUUUUUGCUUUAGAUGUACUACGCACAGGUAACACGUAAUCAUAACUCGUUCUUAAAAAUCUUACCCGGCGAUGGGGUAGUUGCAUAUAUUAUGUUCUAUUUGCCGCAAAUCCAUUUUUAGCCAGGGCGAUUGCUGUGAAUACGCUCCCCUCACGUUUCUCAUACUUUUGUUAGACUGAAAACCAAAACACAUUUGUGUUUUCUACCCCAGGUAGCUAUUACGAGGGACUGAAAGUUUGCCGUCCGGAUGAAUUUGACGUUAUGGUUGUGUUGCAUGCUCCUCGUAUCGAACGGUUUUUUGACGUGAAGUGCCCAUCAAGACCACGUGACACAUUAGGUUACGCAAGUGUUGAAUUGAAGACAUGGGUGGAAGGAGGACGAAGGAUGUGGGGAGAAUUUCUUACGAGCGAUGGAAAAUAUCUAUCGCCUAGGAAAGUUAUAAGGCGUUUCUUUUCUUUAGUACGAGAAAGCGUGGCAGCGAUGGAUAAAAAGCAAAAACAACGUAUCUCCAAUCUGAAAGAGCCCAAGGGUCCAGCCGUAACGUUUACUAUAGACGGCAAAAUUGAUGUGGAUCUUGUGUUGAGCUUGGAGAUCUCAGGCUGGCCGAGUUGUGCAGAACGCUGGGGAGUCUUUGCUACAAACAGGACUUGGCCAACAGAGGAAGAAGUGGAGAAAAUUAAGCUGAAAGAUCGCAGGUUUCAUCUAGUUGCAAAACCGUGUGCUGCAGAGGAGAGCAAACCCACAAACUCUCAAAAGUUCUGGCGGAUUUCUUUUUCGGAAGCAGAGAAGACACUCUUGAGCAAGGCUAGCGACGAAAAAAAAUACUUUAGAAUUGCAAAGGCGAUUUUUGAAGGCAAGAAAGACCAUUUAAAACCUCUUACGUCGUUUUAUUUGAAAACAUUAUUCCUUGACUUGCGUUCUGAGAAUCCACGAGCCAUUAAUAAGGAGAACCUCCUGGGAAUUAAUGUAGUCAAGUUUUUUUCAAGUUUGAUUGCUCGUUUGAGACGAGGACAACUUCCGCAUUAUUUUGUUCGUGACGAAGACCUGCUUUCCAGCCGGAUUAAGAAUCAUGAAAAGCGAUUAGAUCUGGCGUCAAAAUUGGAGGUCAUUGUUAAGGAACUCAUCCGCGACCCGCGAAAAAUUCUGGGGGAACUUAAACUGUAAAAUAGAACAUUAAAGGAAAUUUUACAGAAAACGCAAGUAAAAACGUUAAGUAACAAAGUUGACUAAUUGCCCUUGAAAGUUUAUGGUUGUUGUUGUUGUUUUGUUUUUUCACGAGAUCUAAUAGCCUCAUUACAAGGGCAAUGUACUUCUUGCGGUUUAAUUUUAGAUCUGGUUCAAAUGAUUUCUUAAACCAGUUAAUUCUUUUUGAACAGGUUAUUUGUUAACUACACUUAGACAGGGUCGACCAGUCGGGGGGGGGGGUAGUGGUAUACCAGUAUACCCGAAAAAAAUUCGCCAAAAUACCCAAAAAUACCCAAAAUUCAUCCAAAUAUACCCAAAAUUAUACCCAGGUAUACUUUAUACCUGAAAUUUAAAGAGAGUGAUAUACCGAAUACCCGUAUUUAAGCUGCAAUAUACCGUAUACCCGAUUUAAAAAGCCCCUAUAUACCGUAUACCCAAAAACCCUGGCCGACCCUGCUUAGUGAAAUAGAGUUAUAUUACACAGCCCUCUCUCAUGUGAAAGUUGAUCAGUUGGAUAAAAAAAAGAACCGGAAAGGAAAGUUAUAAGUUUCUCCAGCACUGAAUUUUUUAAAGUAGAUUUUGUCACUUGGAAAGGUGUUUGAAGAGGGUCAGGAGAAAACAUGGACACCAUUUAUAUGAACCAGAACUAAAUUUUGAACUGCAGCAUACUGAAAAGUGAACACACAUACUUCUAAUAUCGACUACUACAACCCACAGGAAAUAAGUUUUUAAGACUUCACAGGAUAAAAAAGUUUUUUUCCCAUCUAAAAAGAACUCUUGAUUGCACGAUGUUCUUAAAAAUAGUACCAGUUACAAUGCCACUGUAAAAUUCAUGAAAGAAAAAAACACACACACACUUAGAGAAUAUUGCUAAAUAAAGAGUUGUUUUUCCUAGCUGGUCUCUCUAGAUUGGUCAAAGAAAAUCCCUUCUCUAAGGUGUUUUAAAAGAGAAUAUGUUGAUGACCUAAUAAUAAGUUAAUAAAUAAAUGUAGUUUUAAAAGGAAAAUAAAUGUGUAAAACAAGUGACGAGGAGUGCCAAAUCUACAUUUCAAGGUAAAUUGUAAAAUAAUUUAAUUGAGAGCAUAACCACUCGAAAAAAUCAGAAAACUGUGGCUUUCUGUUACUUCUUACAUGUAGUUAUCCUUAACUGAAAUAGGCUGAGAACAGCCUCCUCCCCUCCCCUUCCAGCUGGCCUACGAAUACCUUCUCCUUUUCUCCAACGAAAUGCAUGGUCAGCGUGCAAGCACAUGGUACAUUCGAAUUCGCGAUCUUUGAUUCAGGAAGGUAUCCUGUGUACGGCUUCCCCCUCCCCACACAAAAAAAUCUCUCUUCCUUAUUUUGUUUGAGGGGAGGGGAGGAUGGAGGCUAAACAUGUAAGAAAAAAUGGUUUUGCUUUGGGGAGGAGCAAUACAUGAUAACGAGUGAACGUAAUGCACCUAUCAAUGGUUUGCCCCAGGACGGGGGGGCCGGGCAACCCACGGGAAUUAGACUUCGUAAAGCGCACGUGGGUGGGGAUUUUGACAUCCACAAAGGUCCCCAGGGUGGGAAAUUUGACUCAGCCGCCAUCUUGAAAAGCGGAGAGAACCUGGGAAUGAGUGACUGGUCCGCCAUCUUGGAAAAUACCCAGAAGUCAUUUGUGCGAGUUUCCCGCGUCCAAGGAUGGCUGAAAGAAAGGUAAGGAGUGUCGUGUUGCUUUUUUUAAAGCAAAAACGUUGUUUUUUAUGCCCAUCAGUGCUCUGUCGUUAACGUUCUAAUAACAUAAGGUAUUUUUCGUUCAGUUUUGAGAAGAAAUAUUCGCACAAGAGCUCAUUUAGAUCAAAAUUUACUUCCUACUUACCUGUCUUCAAAGUAUGCCACCCUGCCUCAAGUUUUCGAUACUCUGUGUUUAUAGAUUUGCUAGUAUACUUCAAAUGUUAAAAUUAAAUGAAAUUCUGGUCAAUUUUGGACCCGAGUUACAAACAUCAGUUCGAUGAAAGCGGAAUACGACCUAUUCCAGUCGUGGCAUAGAAGAUGAAUCCAGAAACCUGUGCCAAAUCUCACCAAAUAAUGACAGUAGUGCUUUAUUAAAUAAUCUUAUUUUUUGAUACUUUCUAUGUCAAUUUUUAAUAAUUCUACCCUAAAAAAUUUUUGUCUACAAGAAAUACAAUUUGGAGUGUUUUGAGAGGAUCUUGUGUAAUCGUUGUUUGUUCAAAUCAGUGUUGUGCAGCUUUUGAUAUAGUGCUACUUUGUUCAGAAGAGGGCAACUGUAUGGUUAAACUAAUAAAGGAUGCAUUUGGAAUUGAAGGCGAAAUAUUGUUACAGAAAUUUGACAAAGAGUGGGAAGAAUUUAUUGAUGUUGAUUCGAGUGUUGUUGAAGACAAGUCAAAGUUGCGUGUCAUUUCAAAGGUGUGCAAUAUGUGAUAGGAUUUGAAUAUUUAGCUAUUGUUGUAGUUGAUUUAUAAAGUCUGUAUGAUUUUCUUUGUUUGAUUGGCUGAAUUAAGGAAGUAACUCCAAUCAGAGACAGUCACAAUGAAAGGGCUGCCAAAUUUCCGAAUGAUUUUUAGAAAAAUAUUUACUCAUUAAAAUAUAAUUAUGUGGUAUUUUGCUCUCUGGCCUCAAUACAUCUCUGUUGUUCACAUUAACUGGGCAGUACCACUUCUAUUGUGUGACAAACGCUAAUUAACUUUGUUUGCUGAUAUAUACAGCCGUCAAGCCAUGUCCCAGCUGUUGAACCCACUAUAUGUGCGAUAUCAACAACCACAGGUAAUCAAAUUUAUUGACACCUUUCAUACCAGACAAAAGCUUGAACAUUUUUCUCUACUGAAGCUGUAAAUAGAUAGGCUUAGAAAAUCUGUUAUUCUUCCGCCACCUUCGACGAUCUGCACACUUCCACAGUUUCAUGAAUUUAGUAAAAUAGAAGAAGGCUUAUCAGGCAUCUGCUAAUGAAACAUAUUAGAUUACAUAUGCCAGUAGAUAAAAUAGUGCCAUUAUAGUAGUAGUGUUUAUUCUUUUAUAUUUAUAGUUUGCUCAGGAAGUCAAUCAACACUUGUCAUAAACAAUGGCAAGAUAGGGAUUGGCCCCAAAGUAAAGGUCAGUGAUCCUUGUGAGUGUAUUUUGUUCAAUGGUAGUCUGGUUCAGUAAUUUUAUGGUUAAUGAAGGAAAUAAUGCCCAUGCCUGUCUGCAGCAAGUAAUUACUAAUAAUGGCAUUCCAUUGUUAUAAAUUCAGCACUUUGAGUUUACUGAAUCAUGGUGAACGUAACAAGGAAAAGCCAAAUAGAUAGUUCUUUUUGUUUGUGUCAAAGGUUUAAAAAAAUACGAUAGAAAAGACAAGGUGUUAACGAUUUCAGUAAAUGAAAAACUGUACCUUCCUGCUUGACCAAAAGGGGUAUCCUGUAUGAGAAAGCGGAUCUGAAAAAUUUGAGGAAGUAGAACCAGUUGUUUUUUCUUGAAGACCGUUUCUAUACACAGGCAUCUAAAGACUUGAUAAGCGCCCCACGGAAAGAAAAGAAGUGUAAGUGGUACAAAAAAAGGCAAACCAAAGCACUUUUCGAUUCAGGAAAGGAACCAACAAAGUGAAUCAGUCAGGCCCCUGUGUUCAUUGUUUAAGGCUUUAUCAACUUAUGGAAAAGCCCCGGUGUGAUAGCAACACAUGCCAAAAGAAAACUCUCCAAAUGAACUAAAGAAAGAUCGAGAAGAUUUGAAUUUGACAUCAAAGAGCAUGUCAAGAAAAGUGUAACGCAUUAAAGCUGCCGAGUCAGAUGCAGAGAGGAAAGGAUUACAGAGUUUUCACGGUUUUGAAGAUAUACAGAGAAGAAAGGAAAGAGUAGAAAAUGCAGAGUAGGUAAACCAAUCAUUCGGAAUCAGUGAUGAUAGUGAUGAUGAUGAAGAAAGUGAAACUGGAGAAUGAGGAGGAAGACAUCAUUUCAAUGGCACGACUUUUCAGUGGUUUACAAAAAAAUAUCAGGAUCAUUCAUAUCAUCAAUCUUAAUGAAAUCUAAUUCGGUUAGAACUGAAAAGCAGAAAGUAUUCCAUUCCACUCACUCCCUGGGACACAUUUAAAAUACGAUAGAAAAACGAUAGAAAAAUGUACUAUACGGAUCUGAAUUUCCUUGUUUUUUCCGUUUCUAUACUAUUGGCGCCCACGCAUUCGAUUCGUCACUUGUUCAUUGUUUAAUAUCAACUUAUGAAUCAAUUUUAAAAAAUAGCCUUUACAUCCAGCCGCGUCUUGAUGACCUGAAAGUUUUCCUUCAAUAGCUGAACUAAAGAAAGAUCGAGAUUUACCACGCAGCUGCUUCAGAGUUUUCACGCAGGUAGGUAAACCAACGGAAUCGGCAUCAUUUCAGUUUCUUUACAAAAAUAUCAUCAUUCAUAUCAUCAAUCUUAAUGAAAUCUAAUUCGGUUAGAACUGAAAAGAAAGUAUUCUGAAACCUGUUGAAUUUUCUAGUACUUGAUUUUCGCUAAAUUUCCAGCUGUUUUCAUCGGCACUCUACAAAUAAACAAGCGAAAAGAAAUCACAAAAAUUAAAUAAAAUGCAGAACUGCGAAACACAUGCCUCUCAAAGUCCCGCUCAAAGUAGGGAACGGGUCAGACGGUACUGACUGACACCAUCUGCUAGAUGCCAAUAUUCCUAAUACCUCAUGAGAUACUUUUCAGAUUUGCUUCAGUUUACUUGUUAUCUAUAUUUUACACAAUAUACACACUUACUAAAUUAAUCAGCUAAAGCAAUAUGCAUAAACCAACAUCAGCUUUUUGCGGCUGAAAGUGAGUGAGAAAGCUUUUAAAAUUCUGAAACACUUCACUGAACAUUCUCCCUUGAGUUGAGUUCGGUUGUAGAAAAUUUGUUACCGCCCAGUAACUGAAUUUACAGGGUUUUUUAUGUACCAACGAAUCGGAAAAUAUCGUUCUCAUAAGAAUUAGCAAAGGAAGUUUUAAAUGUUAAAACUUGGCUGUUUACGGCUGUAAUUACUAGUUAGUUCAUUUCCGGAAGUAAGUAUGGGAAUUCUUAGAAUGUUGUUUUGUACUUCCGCUCUGCUGUACAGUAUGAUAGAUAUACACUUAGAAGUAUAACGCCACACCAAAACAGGAGCCUAUACCUAAAGCUGUAUAUAGAUAAGAUAAAUUCAUAAGUUUUAUUGUCUUUUAUUUGUUCGCUUGCAGUUUGAUGUGCGCUGUAAAGGAGGAUGCCUUGAGAUUUGAAUAUCACUUCCGGUAAAACGCACUUUGCUUUUAGGGUCAUUCCCGUUUUUGCGUAACAUUCAUGUAAAUUUGAGAAGAGGGCCAUGGAUGGUGAUAUAAGUUUCUACACAAGCUCGUAGUCUAGUAUGACAAAUGUCUAAGUGUUAUUUAACCACAACAUUAGUUGAUCCAGCUAACAAGAGCUUGAAAUUUAAAGUUAAAGUUGUCAGUUGUAAGGUUCAUCGGAGAAGGCCCCAAAUCAACGUUGACAAAUCAGCGGCGAUCAGAAAAGUUGAAGCAGUAAAGAAAAUAAAAGGGACAGAAACUCUCCACCAAGGAAUUUCUACUCAUGAGGAGGCAGGAUGCUCAGAGGAAAAACCGAGAUGUCAUUUAGUUAAAGCAGAAGCGGACAUUAAACCAAAGAGAAUCACCGCUUCAAGUGGAAGACCUUCGCACUGUCUCGGGUUAGAAGUGAAGCAAGACGACCGUAUUCGUGGACGAAAUCUAAAACCUGGAAGAACUGUACCGGCUCCUGCAGUUCGUAAACCAAGGAAUCCGGUUAGCGAGAGACACGUUGGUCAGUGCUCUGCAAAGAGGUAAAGCUAAGCCAUUGAACAAAGACUCAUCGAGUUAUUAUUAUUUUGUGUCGUCCUGAUGACCACUUAACGGUCUUAUUUGAUAAAAAUCGAAGAACCAUGCCAGUGCACCAAAUAAAAUGGUCGUCUUUUCUUUUUAAUAGUACUGACAAGGAGAAAGAGAAUCCUUUACACGGAUACUUUCUGUUGUAACUGUCUUUUUUUUCUAGGCGGGUUUACCUCUUCUAUCCCGUACAAAGCUGUUUUUAUCAUUUGAAUUUAUCUGGGAGAGAAUCGCCCUUGAAAUUAUUUUUCUCGAGGGUUUGGUCUAAAAAUAACCGCCUUAGGGGGCGAGGCGGGGUAUCCCCCGGGCCACUCUAUGCUCGUGUAUCAAACGGUUAGUUAGUUAGGCGACCGCUUAUAUGAGUUGUAAAAAUUUCGGACGAUUUUUAUAUAAUUGUGUACGAAAAUAGUGCCAGAAAAUAUAAUAGACGGUAUGUUUUAACCUGAUAUGGUACCUAUACUACUGCUUUCUUUAUGGACAGAAAUGGACCUCAAAAAUUACCUCAGACGUGCUCAAAGCAAAAAAGUCCUGAAAGACGACGUCGUCCCCCAAUUGCCGGUGACCCAAAACCUGUGAUAAAAGAAACAGGGGCAGCAGCUGCUUCGAGGAGACGACCUACAGGCCGGCCGGGGUUUCAAGCCCCGAAAGAAUAUAUUCGUGCAAGAGAGGGUGUUGCGAAUCGAAUCCCAGGGAAACAGGCUGCACCGGGUUCAGUUCCAGCUUUUAAACCAAGCCAUCGGGCUACCAAGAGUCAUGUUCGCCAGUGUUCCGCCAAGAGGUGA
Molecule: messenger RNA, 10111 nt
Organism: Porites lobata
Lineage: Eukaryota; Metazoa; Cnidaria; Anthozoa; Scleractinia; Poritidae
Source: the annotation of a GenBank genome assembly